AUGAGUGGCAGUUCGAACCAGUCCACCCGCACCAGCCCCGGCUCCUACAGCACCACCACCCAGCGAACGCACUCGGUCUCCUCGGGCGCGUCGCCUCCCCACUCGUCGCUCCCUUCCUCCCAGGCGCCUUCCACGGCCCAGAAUGCGAUGUCCACCGACGUGUAUAAUACAUCUGUCUCGCAGCCUCCCGCUUCUCUAGGCCCGUCCUUCACCUACCCAUUUGCCUCCAUCGGUGGCUCCUCCGCCUUCGAUCCCGCUACCAUGCGCCUGGGCGAUUCCGACCGGUCGGCGCAGAGCCUCAACGGCUUCGUCCGGUCCUCCGUCAGCGGCGGUGCCAUCCUCAUGCGCAAUCUGCCCAGCAACACGAGUCGCGAAGCCUUGCGCAGUAUGCUGCUGUUCGCCAAGGAUCUGAUCGAUGUUGAUUUCGACUCGGCCGGCCUCCCGGAUGAGAAGGGAUACUUGAGCGCCAUUGCACGCUUUGGCACCGUCGCGGCUGCCGAAGAGGCCCGCGCUUUGCUCAACGGCAAACCCAACUCGAAUAACGAUGCGACCAUGAUCGUAGAGAUGUACGACGGUCCCGCCGGACCCUCCCCGCUGGGCGGUCCCCGACGGAAUACGAUCGAUCACUCCGCGACCCGCGGCCUCCUGGGAAGUCUCUCCAACGGCCCUCUUUCGCGCCAAUCGUCCCGCUUCAACGGUACCUUCCAGAGCUUGACGGCCACCAACGCGUCGGUCGCCGCACCCAGUGACGCCCUUCCCCCGACAUCGGAACCGGGAUCUCGCAUGCACAGCCUCUUCUCGCCCCAAUCUCCGAUCGGAAAUGGUGUUCACGAUCUCCCCCGCGUCAGUGGCAAGUCGAUGAUUGACCAGGAUCUCGAUGAAGAGACGGGGGAGCUGCUGAAAGACCCCGUCGGAUAUGCCGAGAAUGGCCACUCGGCAUCAGCGCGUCGAGCGACCAACCCCCAGUUUCCGACGAACCAAUUUGCGGGUCUCAGUUUGUCCACGAACAUCUCGUCCCCCCCGCCGCAGAACUAUACACCCGGCGGGUCCGCGCAACCGCAAAUGGGGUUGCCGACUCCGUCGUCGGCCUACGCACCGUCGCUCAACAGCAACAUGGUCGGCGCCCCUUCUAUGGGCAUGUACGGCAAUCCGCACACACCGCGCCACAGCCUUCCCGCCGCGAACCCGAACGACAUGAACCCCCCGUGCAACACCUUGUACGUGGGCAAUCUCCCUCCGGAUGCAUCCGAAGAGGAAUUAAAGGCCCUGUUCAUCAAACAACGCGGUUACAAACGGCUCUGCUUCCGGAAUAAGCAGAACGGGCCAAUGUGCUUCGUCGAGUUUGAGGACGUGGGCACGGCGGGAAAGACCCUGCAUGAGCUGUAUGGCUAUCGACUGUCGAACAGCGUCAAAACCGGCAUCCGUCUGAGCUUUUCAAAGAAUCCCCUGGGCGUCCGUUCGUCCCAGCCGAGCGCGUCCAAUGCGGCCAUGGCCCCGCAGAACGCCGUGGCGGGCGGCAGUAGCCUCGGUGGCAUGCACAACCAUGUCUUCUCCAGCGUGAGUGGACCACCACCGGGUCUAAUGGUUCCGCCCGGAUUGGGCCCUCGGGUGCAUCCUCACGCGCAAGUUCCCACGAACGGGUCCUACAAUCCCAACGCGGGUCUGGGGAUUCGGAAUCCCAUGAGUACGGCCAUGUCGCACACGCCUCCCCUCGGCGGAGGGCCCACCAACGGCUCCUCGGCCGUGAACAUGGGCCCUUACAACAACGUUUAUUUUCACGAUUACAUGAUGGGUCGGUAG
Messenger RNA from Aspergillus terreus NIH2624, 1800 nucleotides. RefSeq lists its product as uncharacterized. The transcript has a single exon. The record is from RefSeq and is a predicted model, not a curated record. NCBI's taxonomy places the organism in Eukaryota, Fungi, Ascomycota, Eurotiomycetes, Eurotiales, Aspergillaceae. Gene Ontology annotation, molecular function: mRNA binding. The coding region runs from base 1 to 1800 and encodes 599 amino acids.